ACAGGUUAUCGUAAUAUUUAUUCAUGUAAAUUGUAAAUAAUUAUUCUUAUCUAUUACUAAAUAACUAAAUUUACUAGUGUCUAUUGUAGUAUUGUCUCGUCCAAACAACUUGGACAGUUAUAAUGUUGUGCAAUAAAUUACUGAAUUUUGCGAGCAAAACUGUUCAAACCGUGUCUGCUAACCGAAUAGCUGUUUCUGCUGCAUCGAGUUUAAGCGUACGAUCGUUUUCAGCACCUAUCAGUCAGGAAUAUGUUGUCGACAAUACGAUUGCACACAAAACGUUUUCCGACAGUAUAAUACAAACUGUCAAUGAAGCUGUAAAAAACAAUAACCGAUUGUUUGCUGUCGUACAUAUAUGUGGUAAGCAGUUCAAAGUCACCGACAACGACCUGGUGCUGAUAGAUGGUUAUUGGCCUCCAAAUGUCGGGGAUCGCAUCAAGUUGCAAAAAGUUUUGUUAGUUGGUGGCAAAGAUUUUACGUUGAUCGGCAGGCCCGUUUUGGAUCCAGGUACUGUGCAAGUCACCGCGACAGUGGUCGAUAAAGACCUGUCUCACACCAGAACAAACUUCGAACGUAUCAAACGUAAACAGUAUAUGAGAAUCAACUUUGUACGAAAAGAAAUCACGAUGCUCCGGAUCAACUCUGUAUUUAUAACACAAAAUAUUGAUAAUAGAAAAGAAGUUCAGGAAAUGGGAAGACGUGUAAUGUAAUCGCAACUUAGAUUUUAAAUUGUACGAAUUGAUUGUAGUUAAGAUAUACCUUUGUAWAAUAAAAUAUAAUACACUAGACUGUUKUAUUACUAAUUAAUGA
Messenger RNA from Diuraphis noxia (Russian wheat aphid), 810 nucleotides. It is a transcript of the gene mRpL21, whose product is annotated as mitochondrial ribosomal protein L21. Gene Ontology annotation, cellular component: mitochondrial large ribosomal subunit; ribosome. Gene Ontology annotation, molecular function: RNA binding; structural constituent of ribosome. Gene Ontology annotation, biological process: translation. The record is from RefSeq and is a predicted model, not a curated record. Lineage: Eukaryota; Metazoa; Arthropoda; Insecta; Hemiptera; Aphididae.